UUUUUUUUUUAUUGUUAUUAUUUUAUUUUAUUUUAUUUUUUAAAUUUUCAUUAUUAUUAUAAAAUGCUUUUUAAAUCAAUUCGAUCUGUUUCUUCAAGAGGUGUUCGUAUGAGUAAAAGAUUUACUUCUUAUCAAACUGGUUCAGAAGGUGCAACUGCUCAAUCUGGUUCUUUUGGUCAAAAAGAAAAAGCUAUCGAAAAUCAAUGGGCUCGAGCACAUGAUGCUGACAAGCUUAAAAUGCUUCACGAAGCUUUACUUAAACAAGAAAAAGAAACUGCCGCACUUAAAAAGGAUAUUGAAAACUUACAGAAGAAGCAUGAAACAAAGAAAUAAUCGGUUAUAAAAUUUAAAAUCAUUUGAAUCUGUUCUUAUUUAUAAAGUAUACAUGUAUAUAUAACACGUAUACAUGUAUGAAAAAGAAGCAAAAAGAAACCUCUUUUUUUUGUUUUUGUUUCUUAUUGUUUGUUGUCAAAAUAAACAUUGUAUUUUCUUCACAAGUAACACAUGUCUAUAGUUGAACAAUAUUUGCCGAGUCAUGUCAUUUUUGGUAGAAUCGAAGGCAAAUCCUAUUCUGCUUGACUUCUUACUUUUACCUCUAGCUAUCAAGGUUGAUAGUUAAAAGUUGUUACUCAUAACACUUUUAUUAUUUUAAUGAUAAUAGCUUUUAAUUUUAAUUCUAAAAAGCAUUUUGUCAAUUGUAU
Molecule: messenger RNA, 701 nt
Organism: Cokeromyces recurvatus
Lineage: Eukaryota; Fungi; Mucoromycota; Mucoromycetes; Mucorales; Mucoraceae
Exons: 2
Coding region: 64-333 (89 amino acids)
Biological process (GO): negative regulation of ATP-dependent activity
Cellular component (GO): mitochondrion
Molecular function (GO): ATPase inhibitor activity
Source: RefSeq, a predicted model, not a curated record